UGUCCCCGAGAAACAUUCCGCCCCUGUGAUUGGUUCCGCUUCCUGAUGAUGCUCUUUCGGCUCUUUUGGCAGGAAGGGGAGUGAGGUCCUGCUCAUUGGAUGGGAUGGAAGAUGUCGUCUCCAGGCUGUGCGGAUCUCCCCCAUCAGACCCGUUACCUGUCUGGGUCAAUGGCCAUGUUGGCGUCUGCUUUAAUCAGCUGAUCCUUAGCACCGUUCCUCACGUGUUAUUUGCUGUGACCAGUGCCUGCCAUGCCGGAGCCUCCAGGAACUCCCGAUUUACCUCCCUGUCUCCAGCCUGGCGAUGUCGGAUUUUAUUCUCCUUCCUCCUCACGUUGUUCUGUGCUUCUGAGUUGGCCUUGGGGGCCGUUUUUCCACGUGAAGUCCCCUCCUCAAUAGAAGUUCUUUCAGGAGGAGUUUGCUGCUUGUCAUGGUUUACACAUCUCCUGGUGCUACUCAACCUUCGGAAGAAAUUGUACACGAUUUCUAGAGGACCUCUGAGUUUGGUGUUGCCGGUUCUCCUCUUGAUUCCCUCAUCAGUGAUCAGGAUAGUUUGGUUACUCCAGGAAGGGGCUGUGACGUCACCCGUGAACUCAGUUCUCGCGUCUCGUUUUUCCCUCUCAUGUCUUCGGCUUUGCUUUGUAGCUUUGUAUUUUGUAGCUUUUCUUGUUCCUUCUCGACCCCAAAGAUUUCCCAUCAACGUCUCCAUAAAUGAAGGCGAUGAAGAUGUCUCUCUGCUGUUCUCCUCUGCCCACAGUGUCGGUGAAGAGACCUCGGAGGACAAUGAAAGUUUUCUUUCACAGUUGUUCUACUUUUGGAUGAAGCCACUUAUGCAAAGGGGAGCAUGUGGAGGAUUGAAGCAACCCCAGGAUGUACCGAUCCUGCCAUAUGGUCUCCGAACUGCAAGAAUCCGCCAAAAAUUCCUGUCCAAGAGUCCUCCUGGAACAUUGCGCCUCUCAUCAUCGUUGCAUGCAAGCUUCGGAAGGCGUUUUUACUCUUUAGGGUUGAUAAAACUUUUCUGCAUAAUCCUUGGGUUCAUGGGCCCAGUGCUGCUAAAUCUUCUGGUGAAUUUCAUGGAGACCAGAGAGGAGCCUCUCAGCUGGGGGGUGAUCUACUCUGCUGGGCUCUUCUUCAGUGGCAUUCUGGGAGCUCUUCUACAGAACCAGUACAUACAUCAGAUCAAUAAGGUGAUGCUGGCUGUGAAAACGGCUGUACUGACUACUGUGUACCGUAAGGCCAUUCAUGGUGAAGGGACAGGACUUGCUGGGUUCUCUGCAGGGGAAGUGAUGAACCUGAUGAGCACAGAUGCAGAUCGAAUAAGCAAUUUUUACCGGAGCUUGCAUGAGUUGUGGAGCCUUCCCCUACAGUUCUCCAUCACACUUUACCUACUGUACCAACAGGUGGGCAUUGCUUUCCUCGGGGGCCUUGGACUGGCUUUUCUGUUGGUACCUCUGAAUAAAGUUCUUGCCACUCGCAUCAUGAACAACAACAAAGAAUUGUUGCGACAUAAGGACGCCCGAGUCAAGCUGGUGACGGAGUUGUUGUCUGGGAUGCGGGUGGUGAAGUUUUACACAUGGGAAGAACAUUUUGCACGUCAGCUGACCAUCCUACGGAGGAAGGAAUUGCGCAGCCUUCGGGCCAUUAAAUUACUGGACGCUGUUUGUGUGUAUCUGUGGGCAGCUUUACCUGUCCUCGUUUGCAUCAUCACCUUUGUCACCUAUGUACUGCUUGGGAACCAGCUUACUGCAGCCAAGGUGUUCACAACUCUGGCUCUUGUGGGAAUGCUAAUUUUGCCAUUGAACAAUUUCCCCUGGGUGCUGAAUGGAGUCUUAGAGGCCAAGGUGUCAUUGGAUCGGAUUCAGAGCUUCCUGGAGCUCCCAGACCAAAACAUGCUGACGUAUUACAACAUGGAAGCGCCCCCUAAAGGAGGAGCCACAGCGGUGGAGAUGCAGAAUGCCUUAUUUUCCUGGGGGGCAGCGUUUAAGGACGACGUGGAGAGAUCCAAAUCGCUGCAAAUCUCCAUCGGUCAUCUGUCUGUUCCCAAGGGAGCGCUGGUGGCCAUUGUUGGAAAAGUUGGGUGUGGAAAAAGCUCUCUUUUGGCCGCAAUAACUGGAGAACUGACCAGGCGCCGGGGAACGCUGUACGUGUCGCACCAGGAAGCCGGCUUCGGUUUUGUGGCGCAGGAGCCGUGGAUUCAGUUUGCCACCAUCAGGGAUAAUAUCCUGUUCGGGAAGGAAUAUAAUGACCAUCUAUAUAAGGAGGUUGUGGAGGCCUGCGCCCUGACCGAUGACCUGAGUAUAUUUCCAUCUGGAGACCAGACGGAGGUUGGGGAGAACGGUGUCACUCUCAGUGGGGGACAGAAGGCUCGAGUCAGCCUGGCCCGGGCUGUGUAUCAAGAGAAGGACAUUUAUCUGCUGGAUGACCCCCUGGCUGCAGUAGAUGCGGAUGUGGCCUCCCAUCUCAUGGAGAAAUGCAUCCUGGGGAUUUUGCGGCACAAGACCCGGAUCCUCUGCACUCACCGGACUGAGCUGCUGGAGAAAGCGGAUCUUCUCGUCCUGAUGGAUGAUGGGAAAAUUAUCCAGACUGGACCUCCAGAAGAAAUCAUGGCUUUGCUUGAAGCUUCUCCCAAACUCAAAGUCUCCAAAAGUGAAACACAAGAAAAAGAGAAUGGUGGCGAUGGUGUUGAUGAAGAGGAUGCUGGGAAGGAGGUCCUGUUACCUGGCUCUACGAUGGGGGAGGAGGAGAAGAAGGAGGGGGCGGUCUCCCUACAGGUGUAUGCGGCAUAUUGGAGGGCAGUGGGGAGCUGCUUGGCCGGAUCGGUGCUGCUGGCCUUAUUCUUCAUGCAGGCUACCAGGAACGUGUCUGAUUGGUGGCUGUCACACUGGAUUUCAAGCUUGUCAGACAAGUCAAGAAAUGUGUCUUUGUCGGUGCUGGUCCCUCCCGUACUGUCACCUGCACUGCUUCUCUUCUCCUCCAGAACUCUCGUGUCUCCAGUGAGAUGGGCCGAGUCUGCAGGUCAGAACAGUUCUGGGAAUUUAACCUUCUAUCUCUCAGUAUAUGGUGGGAUUGCAGCAGCCAAUUCCGUCUUCACUGCCUUGCGUGCAUUGCUCUUCGCCCUGGGAACUGUGCAGGCGGCCACCGCAAUCCACAGGCGCUUAUUGCAGAGAGUGCUGCGGGCCACGGUAACUUUCUUUGACAGCACACCAGUUGGACGCAUCAUCAAUCGAUUCUCCUCCGAUAUGUACUGCGUGGAUGAUUUCCUGCCCUUCAUGCUCAAUAUAUUCUUGGCCAACACCUUUGGUCUGCUGGGCAUGCUGGUGAUGAUCAGUUAUGGGCUGCCCUUGAUCCUGCUCGUCCUCAUUCCUCUGGGUCUCUUGUACUAUUCCAUCCAAAGAUAUUACCGCCACACUUCCCGCGAACUCAAGCGGCUGCAGAGCAUCACCCUGUCCCCGAUCUACAGCCACUUCUCUGAGACCUUGUCCGGCCUGAGUACCAUCCGCGCCACGCGACAUGCUGACAGGUUUAAACUUGAAUGUGAGUCUCGUCUAGACGUGAACCAGCGUUGCGUGUUCACCAGUAAUACCGCUGUACAGUGGCUGGACAUCCGCCUGCAGAUGAUUGGAGUAGUAGUUGUUACCGCCAUCGCUGUUAUCGCUAUAAUCCAACACCAGAGGAGAGCCGGUGAUCCAGGUCUAGUUGGCUUGUCUCUGUCCUAUGCACUCUCCAUCACGGGAUUGUUGUCCGGUCUCAUCUCCAGCUUUACUCAGACAGAAGCCAUGAUGGUGAGUGUGGAGAGAGCUGAAGAGUACUCCACCAUGCUGCCAUGUGAACCGAGAGAGGGGAUAGUGACGGUAGAGCCGGACUGGCCCAAACAUGGGUGUAUUGAGUUCAGAGAUGCCGUUUUAUGUUACCGCCCUGGCCUUCCCAAUGCUUUGGCUGGUGUGAACUUCAUCAUAUCUCCCGGGGAGAAGAUUGGAAUUGUGGGUCGGACAGGCUCCGGAAAGUCCUCUUUGUUCCUGGUGCUCUUCCGGAUGAUGGAGCUGAAUUCUGGACAAAUUCUUAUUGAUGGCACUGCCACACGAGAGCUGAAUUUGGAAGACCUGAGGUCACGACUUGCCAUCAUCCCUCAGGAUCCCUUCCUGUUUAGCGGUAGUGUCCGGGAGAACCUGGAUCCAUUGUCCCGCCACACGGAUUCUGAUCUGAUGGAUGUUCUCUCCCAGUGUCACCUGCGGGAUUUGGUGGAGCGUAUCGGGGGUCUGGAUGCAGAUGUUGGUGACAAAGGAAAGAAUUUCUCCCUUGGACAGAGGCAGCUCUUGUGUCUGGCCAGAGCUCUGCUCACUCAUGCCAAGGUUUUGUGCAUCGAUGAAGCUACGGCCAGUGUUGACCAUCAGACCGAUCAGCUGCUGCAGCAGACCAUCCGCGAAAGGUUCAGAGAGCGCACGGUCCUCACUAUCGCACACAGGUUGAACACCAUUAUGGACUCGGACCGCUUGCUGGUGAUGCAUGCUGGGAGGGUGGCUGAAAUGGAUUCUCCCAUAACCCUCAGCAACAAGAGAGACUCUCACUUUUACCGGCUAAUAAACAGUGGGCAGAACGGAAGUACUGAGGGUUAGAAUGACGUUUUCUUGUCUUCACU
Molecule: messenger RNA, 4633 nt
Organism: Rana temporaria (common frog)
Lineage: Eukaryota; Metazoa; Chordata; Amphibia; Anura; Ranidae
Gene: ABCC10
Product: ATP binding cassette subfamily C member 10
Exons: 22
Coding region: 105-4610 (1501 amino acids)
Biological process (GO): transmembrane transport
Cellular component (GO): membrane
Molecular function (GO): ATP hydrolysis activity; ATP binding; ABC-type transporter activity
Source: RefSeq, a predicted model, not a curated record